UUUCUCAAUAUGAAGCUGGCAGCACUGCUUGGUAACUGAAGUGUCCGAGAUAGUUUCGCGCGCUGUAAAGGCUCGACAUGAUUCCACUAGCAGUUGUCUUGCUGAUGUUGGUAAAACAUGCGACUACACAAACAGGCAUCGUCGAGGGUUUAUUGAAAAUUCUACAAGAAGGUGGCACACAUUUGUACAAUGAACCACCCGAUGAGGCAAACAUUUAUUCGGAGUACGACUUCAUCGUGGUGGGUGCCGGCAGCGCGGGCUGCGUGGUCGCCAAUAGACUCACUGAGGUCCCGGACUGGACCGUGCUGCUCAUAGAGGCGGGGCGUGAGGAGAACUACGUCAUGGACGUGCCCAUCCUCGCCAACUACCUGCAGUUCUCGGAUGCCAACUGGAAGUACAAGACAGAGCCCUCGGACACUGCAUGCCUGGGCCACACCAACCGGCAGUGCAACUGGCCGCGUGGCAAGGUCAUGGGCGGCUCCAGUGUUCUCAACUACAUGAUCUACACCCGAGGCAACUGGCGCGACUACGACAACUGGCUGGAGAUGGGGAAUGAAGGAUGGGGGUAUAAAGAUGUCCUCCCCUAUUUCAUGAAGUCUGAAGACAAUAACGUUGAAGAAAUGGAAAUGGAUAAUGAGUAUCAUUCGAAAGGGGGCUACUUAUCAGUCAGUAACAUUCCUUAUCGUACAGCCCUAGCUGAUCGAUUCAUUGAAGCUGGUCUUGAGACAGGUUCAAGAAUCAUAGAUUAUAAUGGACAAAAUCAAACUGGCUUCUCCUACUUGCAGGUCAGCAUGAAAAAUGGAACACGCUGGAGUGGCUCUCGUGCUUUCUUGCACCCAAUACGUGAUAGAAAAAAUUUACAUGUGAAAAAAUAUUCCCUUGUAACCAGAAUUCUCAUUGAUCCCAGAACAAAAGUUGCUUAUGGAGUGGAGUUUGUGAACAAGCAAUAUACAUAUAGGGUGAUGGCUAAAAGAGAGGUGAUUAUAUCAGCAGGCACCAUUAACUCCCCUCAGCUUCUCAUGCUGUCUGGCAUAGGUCCACAAGAGCAUUUGAGAAGUCACAAAAUACCUGUUAUAAAAGAUCUGAAGGUGGGCUACAACCUCAUGGAUCAUAUAGCCUUUGGUGGACUUUUGUUUACCUGCAAUGUUUCAUCCUUGCGCACAGUAGAUUUAUUAUUUAGUCCUGAAUAUUACAGGAAAUAUUUUUCUUAUCAUAGAGGACCAUUUUCUAUACCUGGUGGUUGUGAAGCCAUGGCUUUAUACGACCUUCAGAACCCAAAUGUCACUGAUGGCUACCCUGAUACAGAACUCCUUUUUCAAAGUGGGUCGAUUGUUUCAGAUCCAACUCUGAUAAAAAAUUUUGGCAUUGAUGAAGCUUUAUAUAAUUUAGUGUAUAAAGAAAUUGAAAACGAAAAUACAUGGAUGGUGUUGCCGAUGCUAUUACUCCCUAAAAGUAAAGGUCGAAUAACUCUGAAAGAUAGGAAUCCUAAACAUAAACCUUUGAUACAUCACAACUAUUAUACUGUGCAGGACGAUUUAGAUACUAUGGUAGCUGCCAUAAAAAAGACAAUAGAGCUGAGCAAAACAAAGGCCAUGCAAAAAAUUGGUUCCAGACUAUAUGACAAAAAACUUCCAGGAUGUACUGAAUUAUCAUUUGGAUCUGAUGAGUAUUGGAGGUGUGCAGCACGGCAGCUCACAUUCACGAUUUACCAUUAUACAGGUACAUGCAAAAUGGGCCCUGCAUCUGAUUCGAAUUCUGUUGUAGAUCCCAGGUUGCGAGUGCAUGGUAUAAAGAGCUUGAGGGUCAUCGAUGCAUCAAUAAUGCCAAUGAUACCGAACUGCCAUACCAAUGCUCCAACUUACAUGAUCGCCGAAAAAGGAUCAGACAUGAUAAAAGAAGAUUGGAGUAAAUAGCUAAUUACUCAUAACAUAUGGGCUCCAAUCUUUAUGAGCUAACAUCUUUACCAAUUUUAUGUAUGAAAUUGGGAUGUAACGAAAUUCACAACACGCAGAAGCUACAGCUUUUCCCACUAGCUUUCAACUUUUUUGAUGUUCGAAGCGCUUUUAUCAGUCAUUGUUAGCUCAUCGCUUUACUUUCCCUUAGUCACUAGGAGUCACAAGGUCAUCACCUUCCAGUUGUCGUCGCCUAAAACCAUCGUCUGGUGCCCUGAUCAUUACCCUUUGUCACGGCCCUGUAGUUACUACCAGCACCGUGACGAACCACAGGUUACUCCAUGGCAAGUAGUGCUCACGUCCAUUCAGCAGUGGUUACGACAAAGCAAAAUGCAUCAAACUGUUCAAGUGGCCAGGGAGUGAAAGAGUAUGGUGCUGUGAGAGAUGGUUAAUUAAUCAGGAACAUGGAGAUAAGCAAGCUGCGGCACUUUCAGAACUGAGUGAGCUGGACGAGAGAGAUGACAGUCAGCCGUGGGCGCUGUCAAGAAGCAACAGCCCAGCCGAGAAACAGCAGACUGUGGCAUCGCCUGUGAGGCACAAGGACGAAGCCAAGUUAUGGGCAAUGGAUCUAAACCACUUCCAGCUUAAUAUAAAUAAGAGAGAGAGAAUUAUUGUUAUGAAAGGGGAAUAUAGGGUCCCAAAGAUAGCCUAAUUCUUUGUGUAAUAUAAUUCACACUAAAUCCCAGUCCGACAUUUGUUUCUAUAAGAAUGCUAUCCUAGUUACCCUACUAUUUAUACACAUCUCGUGUUUGUUGGGUCUACGCACCAUUGUUCUUAAAUAUUAUUUUAAUAAUGCUAUAAAUAGUAUUUUGCUAUGGUAAUAGAAAAUUUUACAUGAAUCUGAUUUUAUGAAUAUAAUUAUUUAUUUAAUUUCUAGUUUUUAUUAAUUUCGUGAAUAAAUUUCCAUAGUUAAAUUCAUUAAUUCAAGAAUGGUACAAUACAAAUUUUUGGAAUUAAAUGUUUUUAUUACUGGUUAAAAAUCCUUGCUUUUGAAAGUUAGGCUGGACCUCAUGGACAAUGUUGAUAUUUUUCAUUUACUCAUUAUUAUUCAAUGGUUAUUUAUUAUAAUUCAUCACGAUAUGUAGGGUUAAAACCCUACAGUGCAUUAUGUAUCACAUGUGAUACUAUUAACAAAAUGCUUUGUUUGUUGUCACACAAACUCUUGUCGAGGGAGCAUCUAUCCUUACGGACCAAGGAGUUACGGACUCUUGUCAGUCAUACUGAUCCCAACGACAUUGAUAUAAAUAUGUACGUUGUUGGUGUAUCCUUUGUGAUACACAGUUUUUUUUCUCACAAUCCGAGUUAGUUCUUCCGAUAGUUGCCAGAUAAUGUUUGUAAAGUAGAGAAAACCUUGGCACGCAGCAGCCAUGUUUGAUUCAUGAAACAUCCAUACUUUAUUAAAUUGUUGUGGUUCGUUUUAUUUGUUUCUUAGGCGUAAAAAUUUUUUCCACAGUGUUAAAUAUUGAAGUGUAGAUUUUUAUAUAUAAAUUAACGACAAGUUAUUAUUAUUUUGUGAAGAAGGAAAUAUCUUUGUAUCAUAGGCGAUACACCAUGAAUAUAAUUUUCUUUUUGUUGGUACCUCGUGUUAUAACAUGUGUUGACAUAAGAUGUCAAUUCGCAUCGUGUUUUAAAUUUGAUUUUAAGUUAAUUUGUUUUUGUAUUCUGGUGUUUGAUGUUUUCCUUUCAAAGACUUAUUUAGUGAAAAGGUAUGCAAAUAUGUCUGUUUACUAUGUAGAAAAAGGCAAAAAAAAAAAAAAAAAAAAGACAUUACGAGUGAAGAGUUUCUCCAGCUUGUAAAUAAUUUCCCUUCAGACAGUUAAGAUGAUCUGGAAGAUUGCGACAUUGAUGAGCUGCAGAUAGGUGAGGUAGAAAGUAUUAAAGACUGCAUAUACAAUACAGAUGCUGUGGAAGUCGAAUUAGGAGUUUGCAACCCUUGUGAAGUUGAUGUUUCUGUAGUUUCUUCAGCCCCUCGCACUUGCCCAUUGGACUUACAAACACCUUCUACUUCUAGAAUAAUUGCAGAGGGCGUUACGGACUGUACAAGCGUAGUAAGUGAUGAUUUAGUAGAUGUGUUUACUGUGGGCAACAAUGAGGUUUUGGAAUUGCCUGUCGCACCAGCUUCCGUAUUUUCUGAAUUACAAAAUAAAUGCACUAAGCCUACAAAGAAAAAAUCUCAGCCCACAUCAGGCACAAACUUCACAGAAAAAUUGCUGACACCAAGAGCAGAUAAAGGUGAACGGAAGAAAGGUAGUUCUCAGUCAACAUGUCAGCGUGGCUUGAAUAGUCCUAAAUGUGUGUUGCCUUCAGACAACAAUGAUUAUAAAAUAAUUGUUUGGAGAAAAAAAAAAUUUCUUUACCUCUACAUCAAAAAAUGUUUUCAGGAAAUGAGUGUCUUCCAUCGGACAUACUGGAGCUUGAAACACCAUACCAGUUUUUCAAGUACAUGUUUACUGAUGAAAUUAUUGACAAAAUUGUGCAGGAAACUAACAUUUACAGUGUCACAAAAGAGUCAACUGCCUGGCAAACGUUACAAAUGAAGAUAUUUACAGAUGGCUUGGCAUUGUUCUCCUAACUUCGGUUAUUACCUUUCCAAAUGUCAGAAUGUACUGGAAUAGCACAAUUGGAAUUGAUGUGAUAAAAGAAGCCAUGACCUUGAAUGAAUUUGAGAAAAUUCAUGCAAACCUACAUUUCAAUGACAAUGCAUCCCAAGUCACAGAUAGGGAAACAGAAGGCUAUGAUAGCUUGCAUAAGUUUAGACCAAUCAUUGAUUCUCUGAAUGAGAGCUUUCUUUCAGUCCCAUUUGAAGAGUGUUUGUCAAUUGAUGAACAAAUUUGCGCUACAAAGGCGCGUAGUCACAUGAAGCAGUAUAUGCCUGCCAAACCCCAUAAGUGGGCUACAAAUUGUUUUUCCUUUAUGGAGUUUCUGGCUAUGGAUAUAAAUUUGAAAUUUACACAGGGAUGGAAAAUGAUGCAAAAAGGAGGAUUACCAGAGGAACCUAACAUCGGAGUGAGUAGCAAUGUGGUUGUUUGUCUAUGUAGAGAGGUUCCGCGUAAUGUGAACCACAAAAUUUACUUCGACAACUAUUAUACAUCUUUGCCACUUGCGACAUAUUUAGCCAAGGAGAGGAAUUCUGUGUCUCGGAACUGUCCGUAGCAACAGGAUACCCAACUGUAAGAUUUCAGAAGAGCAAAUGAAGAAAAUGCCCAGAGGAACAGUUGAGGAAUAUGUAGGAAACAUUGACAGUGUCAAAGUAUCAAAUGUAUGCUGGAAGGACAAUAAAGUUGUGAAUCUUUUGUCUACAUUUGCUGGAUUCCAACCUCUCCACAAUGUUGAUAGAUAUGACAAGAAAAUCAAAUCAAGAAUACAAGUAAGGUGCCCUGAUAUAAUUUCCCAAUAUAACAAGCAUAUGGGAGGUGUGGAUCUUCUCGACUGCAUUUUGGGGCGUUAUAAAAUAAUAAUGAGGUCCAAAAAAUGGUACUUUAGGUUAUUUUACCAUUUGAUUGAUUUAUGUGUGAUCAACGCAUGGUUGCUACAUCGUCGAGUGUUGGCAAGAAAAGGAAAAGAUGCGGACUACAUGAAGCUCGCAGAAUUUCGUAUCCAGACUGCAAUAACCCUGUGUAAGAUUGGCAGGGUUGCUGUUCCACAGAAGAGGGGUAGACCCAGCAUCUCCCUGUGUCAUGAUGCAAAAAAGAAGAAAGACCAACUGCUGUUAUCCCACCUGCUGAUGUAAGGCAUGAUCAGUAUGGACACUUUCCUGAGUGGACUGGAUCAAGGCAACGAUGCAAACACACUGCAUGCCACUCUCUGAGCUUUGUUAUGUAUACAAAAUGUCAAGUUCAUGUUUGUUUUAGCAAGGAAAGGAAUUGUUUCCUAAAAUUCCAUACAGAGUAGGGUAUUUGUACCAUAGCAUGUUGCUUUCUCACAGUUGUAACAAUGUAACUGAAACUUGUAUGUGAAGCUUUGAUUGACUUUUUUUUCUCGGCAGUAUAGUGUAGUGAUUUUCUGUAAUUUUAUUUAGUAUUUAUAGUAUCUUAGGUCCAUUUCUUUAAAAAAUAUGAAAUUGUAAGGUUUAUAAUGUUUGUUUUAAAAUAUUAUCCUCAACAACAGUAAUUUACUUUUUAUUACAAAUAUUAAAAGGUUAUAGGAUUGCAAGUUAUUCUACCAUAUUUGAAUGCAAAAGCAUGGUGUAUCACAUGUGAUACAAACUACUUUUUCUUUGAAAUAAAAAUUUUUUUUACAUAAAAUUUUUUCCAAUAUUUUUUGUUUGUUUGGUGGAAUCUAAUAUGUAGUUUAGAAUUUUUUUCGCAGUAAUAUAAAAUGUCAUGCACUGUAGGGAUAACAAUGCUAUCCUAGUUACCCUACUAUUUAUACACAUCUCGUUUUUGUUGUGUCUGCGCACCAUUGUUCCUAAAUAUUAUUUUA
Messenger RNA from Bacillus rossius redtenbacheri, 6374 nucleotides. RefSeq names its product glucose dehydrogenase [FAD, quinone]-like. The record is from RefSeq and is a predicted model, not a curated record. Bases 78 to 1913 code for a protein of 611 amino acids. The transcript is spliced from 2 exons. Gene Ontology annotation, molecular function: oxidoreductase activity, acting on CH-OH group of donors; flavin adenine dinucleotide binding. NCBI's taxonomy places the organism in Eukaryota, Metazoa, Arthropoda, Insecta, Phasmatodea, Bacillidae.